UUAUUAUUGCGUGUUUCCUGAAACGCGACGACGAACAACCGAAGCGAAAACGGACGCGGCGAGUACUCCGUCAUUAACGGCGCUGAUCCGCCGCGUCGAUGGUUUUCUUUUUUUCGUUGGUUUUUCGAGGAAGCCGGCAGUCUAAGGGCGAGGAGAGGUUUGUUACGAUGUUGAGCGCGUAGUUGCCAAAACACCAUCAUUAUAAUUAAUAUUACUGUACACAUUUUCAUGGGGUCGGUGUAUAACCACUUCCCCUCUUAGCGAACAACGUCACUUCGUCUUUCUCGUGGUCUCUUUCAAUCGUUCUCUCUCUAUCCCCCAUCCCAACCCCUCCCGAACGACCGUUCACCGCCUACGAGAGGCGCAGUCGCGCGCGCACGCACACACAACACGUACCCACACAGUUGACGGCGGCAAGCACACACGCCACGUUUUCACACAUACACACACGCACGAAAAGGUGAGCGCGCGCACCAACCACCGCGCACACAAACACACUCGUCGUCAACACGGGUCAACGUUUCUCGCGCAACACUGUUAAUCUCUUCCGAAGCACCGCUGCCUACGCGUAAACAUUUUUCGUCGAAAGUCCCCGAACGUCGACGAAUGUUACGCGCUGCGUCGCGUUCGCACGGUCCUAGACGGUAAGUCCAAACCAUCCACACGCACCGCCGUCGCACUCGUGACCGCGGUCCACUACGGGGCUCUUUGGGACGACCAGCAGUUGUGUUACCAACGACAACAUCGUCACCGCCGCCAAACGUAAUCAGCCAUCCUCGCACAGACCGCUGUAGUUUUCAGCAAAAAAUGGCCGAUCAGCAGCAAUAUUUCUUGAAAUGGAACGAUUACCAGAGCAACAUGGUGUCAUCAUUCAAACACCUGAGGAACGAGAAGAGUUUCACCGAUGUGACACUUGCAUGCGAAGGACAGACAUGCAAAGCUCACAAAAUGGUGUUAUCAGCUUGCAGCCCUUAUUUUAAAGCUUUACUAGAGGAAAAUCCAUCAAAACAUCCGAUCAUAAUUCUCAAGGAUGUACCGUUCAGUCAUUUGCAAUCUAUACUUGAAUUUAUGUAUGCAGGAGAAGUUAAUAUAAGUCAAGAACAAUUGCCAGCUUUUUUAAAGACAGCUGAUCGUUUGAAGGUCAAAGGACUUGCAGAAGCUCCACAAACUAUUAAAAAAGAUUAGUAUCUACUAUAGCAUUACUAAAUAUGUUUUAAUUAUUUUAAACUUUUAUAGAAAUAUUAACAAAGAACCUAAGUUUGCAUUUUUUCAUUGAUUUAUUAUUUUACAUGUAUUCUCUGUAUAGAAUACAUUUUACGACAGUACAAUAUAAAGCCAAAUACAACAAAAAAACAUUAUAAAAUACAAAUUUUAUUUUGUAGAAAAAAGUAUAGGGAUUCUAAUUUGUCGUUGUGUAGUUGCAAAUUGUAUUUUUUGUUUUUAUAUG
Molecule: messenger RNA, 1447 nt
Organism: Sipha flava (yellow sugarcane aphid)
Lineage: Eukaryota; Metazoa; Arthropoda; Insecta; Hemiptera; Aphididae
Gene: lolal
Product: longitudinals lacking protein-like
Exons: 4
Coding region: 808-1185 (125 amino acids)
Biological process (GO): regulation of transcription by RNA polymerase II
Cellular component (GO): nucleus
Molecular function (GO): protein binding
Source: RefSeq, a predicted model, not a curated record